Molecule: messenger RNA, 1182 nt
Organism: Pseudozyma flocculosa PF-1
Lineage: Eukaryota; Fungi; Basidiomycota; Ustilaginomycetes; Ustilaginales; Ustilaginaceae
Exons: 2
Coding region: 1-1182 (393 amino acids)
Cellular component (GO): dehydrodolichyl diphosphate synthase complex; endoplasmic reticulum membrane
Molecular function (GO): ditrans,polycis-polyprenyl diphosphate synthase [(2E,6E)-farnesyl diphosphate specific] activity
Source: RefSeq, a predicted model, not a curated record
AUGCACAAGAGAUACCGUGCUCCCGCCACCGCAGGGCCCAUCUCGCCUCUGCUCCCUCUCCAGGCCCUCGCCUUUGGCCUGAUCCACCUCGUCUACCACCUCGUCCUGGCCGCCUCGCAGCUCAUCAAUGCCGCCCAGAGCCUCACCGCACGGAGCAGCGCCGCACACCAGUCAUCAAGCGCGCGAGCAGCAGUAGCAGCAGGGGCGGCAUUCCCUGGAAAGCUGCCGCGCCACCUCGCCGUCAUCUUGGCCCCGCCCGAGCCAGCAACGUGGCCCGCCAUCUACACCGCCUACCUCGUCGACCCGCUCGCCCGCAUCUUCCUCCCCGACCGAGCGACCGGGCAGCAUCUCGAAAAAGGGCGGCAAGCCUCUGCACCAUCCACCGCGCACACGACGGCUGCGGAUCUGGUGCAGCUCAUACGCCUGUCGUCCGAGGCGGGCAUCCCGACGCUCACCGUCUACUCGCCCACGCCCUUGUCGACCGAGACCCUGGUUGCUGCCGAGAACCUCUUGCGCCAGUCUGGCUGCAGGCUAGAGGGCGACCAGUGCAGUGCGGCGCCAGGGAUCGAUCAAGCAGCGCCGUCAACGAGUACUCCCGGACGGCGACGGCGGCGGCAGGCUUCGUCGUCGUCGAGCGGCGCGUCCGACGACGGCGAGACGAGCACGGCGGGCACGUCCAAGUCGGAAGACGAGACGCUGGCAUCGUCCAACACGUCGGUCAUGGGCGACGUGCCCGAUGAAGCGGCCAAAGGCGGCGAUGCCAAAGGCGCUGCCGGUCUCACGGUGCGCCUGGUCACGACGGGCGUCGGGCGGAUGCAGCGGCACCGCGAGGCGCAUGCGGCACCGACGGGCGGCGCGAGCAUCGACGUGGUGCUGCUGUCGCACGACGACGGCAAGCUCGAGAUGGCCAGGAGCGCCACCGAGUGGGCGCGGCAGGUGGGCCGAGAGUAUCUGCACAAGCUGCGCGAGGUGGCCGCUGCCGAUGGGACGGGGGACGAGGAGGGUGCGAGGGCGCUGCGCAAGAGGAUGGUGGCGACGCUGACGCCGGGCGAUCUGGACGAGUACCUGCUGCGGCAAGGGACGAUCUCGGAGCCCGACUUUCUGAUUGUGCAGGGCGCGCCGCCGCGGAUGCGCAAGCUUUACGGCUUCCCGCCUUGGCCGAUCCGACUGACGGAGCUGUAG